AUGCCGUUUGGAUUAAAGAACGCAGGAGCCACCUAUCAACGUCUGGUCAACUUCAUGUUCCAAGACCAGCUGGGGAGGAAUGUAGAGGCCUACGUGGACGACAUAAUCGUGAAGAGCCUAACAGCAGAGGAACACGCCCAAGACUUAGAAGAAACCUUCAAAGUCCUGAACAAAUUCGGAAUGAAACUCAACCUGGCAAAAUGUGCUUUCGGUGUUAAAGCAGGAAAAUUCCUAGGCUAUCUGAUCAGCCAACGAGGAAUAGAAGCAAACCCAGAAAAAAUCCAAGCAGUGAUAGAUAUGAAGGCCCCCCAGAGUGUGAGGGACGUACAGAAGUUGAAUGGCAGAGUCACGGCACUGGGACGUUUCAUUUCUUCCUCAGCCAAAAAAUGCCUGCCGUUUUUCAAACAACUCCGGAACAUGAAAAAAUUCAAAUGGGACGAAGACUGUCAAGUCGCAUUCGAAGAAUUAAAGGCAUUCUUGACCAACCCGCCCCUACUGAGUAGGCCCGUAGCCGGGGAGAACCUGUACCUGUACUUAUCGGUCGGGAGAGAGACCAUCGCCUCAGUACUAGUACGGGAGGAAGAGGAGGAGCAGUGGCCGAUAUACUAUAUAAGCAGAACGCUAAAAGGGGCAGAGCUCAAUUACCCAACCAUAGACAAACUUGCACUUGCCGUCGUCGUAACCACCAAAAAGCUCAAGCCGUAUUUCCAAGGACACACAGUCAUAGUGCGCACAAACCAGCCUUUGAGGAAAGCAUUGCACCGACCUGAGACUUCAGGACGAUUGGUCAGUUGGUCAGUACAACUAGGAGAGCACGACAUCAGGUACGAGCCAAGGACAACUUUGAAAGCCCAGGCACUUGCGGACUUCGUGGCAGAGAUGACAGAGAAACCAUGCGACUCAGCAACCGAGGAGUUGACAUGGAACCUAUUCGUAGACGGAGCCUCCAGUGACCAAGGAGCAGGAGCAGGUGUAGUCCUAUUAGGACCUCACAAAAUCGCAAUUGAGUAUGCAGUACACCUAACCUUCAAGGCUACCAACAAUGUGGCAGGUACAAACAUGUUUUAUUCAUUUCUCAGACAAAUAUUUCUGCCAUAUGCUAACAAUGUAGCAGAAUAUGAGGCCCUCUUAACAGGACUCGAAAUCGCGAAUGAAGUAAAGGCAGAAAAGCUAAAAAUCCAUAGUGAUUCCCAACUAGUCACUAGCCAGGUGCUGGGACAAUUCCAAACCAAGGACCAAAACAUGGCGAAAUACAUGGCAAGAGCAAAGGAACAACUCAAGAAGAUCGAAAAAAACGGAGGACAGUGGGAAAUCAUACCCAUCCCCAGAGAAGAGAACACUAGAGCAGACGCAAUAGCCAAGGCAGCCGCAGUGAAAAGCCAGCUAUAUGUAUCACUCCAAAUGAAGGAGGAGCGGUCAACACCAACGGUAGAGGAGCAGCAAGUGUUACCAGUCGCAGUCCUAGAUCCAUGGAUGCAACCCAUAGUGGCAUAUUUAGCGGACAGAGUCCUACCUGAAGGACGUACCGAAGCGGCUAAGCUAGUUCGAAUUUCCUCCGUCUAUUCACUAAUAGAAGGAGCACUGUACCGGACCUCAGCCACACACCCAUGGUCUAAGUGCAUAUCACUAGAAGAAGGAAGCUACGUCCUUCGCGAAAUCCAUGAAGGAGAAUGCGGAGCUCACGAGGGCGCAGCAACCUUAUACAGAAAAGCGAUGUUACAGGGAUUUUAUUGGCCCACGAUGAAAAAAGACGCUGAAGAAAUGGUCAAGAAGUGCGAUAAAUGCCAAAGAUUUGGGUCGCUCAUCAGAACCCCAGCCGCUCACCAGUCAACUAUUGGAAGCCCUUGGCCCUUCAUGAUCUGGGGAGUAGACAUACUGGGACCUUUUGUCCCAGCGAGAGGACAAGUAAAGUUUAUAGUAGUCGCAGUCGACCAUUUCACCAAGUGGAUAGAGGUACAACCCAUGAGCACAAUAACAAGUAAGAAAAUCCAGAAGUGGUUAUCAAACGAAGUCAUGAGCAGGUUCGGCACUCCACAUGCCCUAGUCACAGACAACGGGAAGCAAUUCGACUGCGCCAGCUUCAGAGAUUUUUGCGCUGAGCUAGGAAUUCUCUUAAAAUUCUCCUCAGUGGCUCACCCGCAAACCAACGGACUAACAGAGGUCACCAACCGCACCAUCCUUUCUGGAAUAAAGAAGAGGCUAGGAGACUUAAAAGGGAGAUGGGUUGAUGAGCUUUAUCAUGUGGUCUGGGCCUAUCGAACUACCCCCAGAAAAGCAACAGGGGAAACCCCAUUUCGCCUCACAUAUGGCACCGAAGCCGUUCUCCCAGUAGAACUGGGAAUGCCAACCUUACGAGUCCAGGUCUUAGACGAAGAUCGCAAUGAGGAGUCCCUAAGGCUUUGCCUGGACCUCCUCGAAGAGAGAAGACAGCAGGUAGCAAUCCGAGCUGAGGCAUAUCGCAGACAGAUGACCAAGUAUCACAACGCCCGAGUCAAAGAAAGAAAAUUCGAAGAAGGAGACUUAGUCCUGAAAAAGGCAGAAAUUGGAAGGGGAGCCGCAGGAGUUGGAAAGUUAGAGGCCAACUGGGACGGUCCAUAUCGCGUAGUAGCAGUAGUCGGCAAGGGCGCAUACAAAAUAGCUCACCUAGAUGGGACUCCAUUACCUCGCACUUGGAAUGUUGAAAAUCUGAAGCUAUACCUUCAGUAA
Mercurialis annua (annual mercury) is the source of this 2706-nucleotide messenger RNA. RefSeq lists its product as uncharacterized. Gene Ontology annotation, molecular function: nucleic acid binding; RNA-DNA hybrid ribonuclease activity. Gene Ontology annotation, biological process: DNA integration. Lineage: Eukaryota; Viridiplantae; Streptophyta; Magnoliopsida; Malpighiales; Euphorbiaceae. The coding region runs from base 1 to 2706 and encodes 901 amino acids. The transcript is spliced from 2 exons. The record is from RefSeq and is a predicted model, not a curated record.